UAAUAAUGACAAAUAAUUUGUUUUUGUCAAUUGUCAAAAUAUGGCCUGAACCCUUCCUGAACCUCAAAGGCCUUUUGCUUUGGUUUGUUAAGAUUACGUGUUAAAUAAGUGUAUAAAAACUAUCAAUAAUUAUCAUAAUUAUUGAAUUAUUUUAUCUUUAAGUAACUAUUUAUAAGUUCUCUUGACAAUUUAUUACUUUGAUUUUGGAAUUAAAUCAUGACAACCAACACCCGAGUCGCAGUUUCACAAAUACUCCGCAAUAAAGAUGAAACAGCAGAUGAAGAAGAUGAGCCCAAAAAGAAGUCCCGCGAGGACUGGAGGAAGGCUAAGGAGCUCGAAGAGGCUCGUAAAGCUGGAACAGCACCCGCUGCUGUUGAUGAAACUGGCAAGGAUAUAAAUCCUCACAUUCCACAAUAUAUAUCGUCGGCUCCCUGGUACUAUGGUACCUCUGGACCCACACUGAAACAUCAGCGGCCUCAGGCUGACAGAGAGGCGGAGUUUACCAGACUUGACACAUAUUAUAAUAAGGGUGUUACUGGGAAUGUAGCUAUAAAAUUCAGAAAAGGUGCCUGCGAGAACUGUGGAGCGAUGACACACAAGAAAAAAGAUUGUCUUGAGAGACCUAGAAAGAUAGGAGCCAAGUUUACAAAUGCAGGCAUCGCUCCUGAUGAGUUCAGUCAGCCGAACCUAAAUCUGAGCUAUGACGGCAAACGCGACAGAUGGAAUGGAUACGACCCGGAACAACACAAAGCUAUUAUUGAGGAAUAUCAGAAGGUCGAAGAGGCUAAAAGGGAAUUAAGAGCUCAGAAGCUUGAGGAAGAUCCGACAGCGACAGAGGAAGAUGACAGAGAAGGAGAGGAUGAGGACAAGUACGUGGACGAAGUGGACAUGCCUGGAACUAAAGUGGAUUCUAAACAACGUAUCACAGUGAGAAACUUACGUAUCAGAGAAGACACAGCCAAGUACCUCCGUAAUUUAGACUUGAAUUCUGCGUACUAUGAUCCUAAGACGAGGUCCAUGAGGGAUAAUCCGCUACCAGAGGCGGCGGAAUCGGAGUACGCAGGCGAGAACUUUGUCCGUUUCUCCGGAGACACCCGGGCGCAUGCCGCUGCCCAACUGUUUGCGUGGGAGGCUCACAACAAAGGCCUAGAUGUACACCUACUAGCCGAGCCCACUAAACUACAACUGCUACAGAAACAGUAUGAGGAAAAAAGGGACCAGUUCAAGACACAGGUGAAGCAGUCAGUGCUUGAUAAAUAUGGAGGGGCGGAGCACCUUCAGGCCCCUCCACGGGAGCUAUUACUGGCUCAGAGCGAAGUGUUUGUGAGAUACAACCGCGACGGAUCACUGGCCGGCCGGGCUGAGAAACAACUCGCUAAGAGUAAAUAUGAAGAAGAUGUUCUAAUAAACAACCACACAUCAGUGUGGGGUUCCUACUGGAAGGACGGACAGUGGGGGUACAAGUGUUGCCAUUCAUUUAUAAAGAUGUCAUACUGUGUCGGCGAGGCCGGAAAGUCUAUGGUUUUAGAAGUACCCGACACUGGGAAGGAAAUACCUCCAAAGGCGGAAAAGGAAGAGGAGAAAGACAAAAAGUCGUCAUCAUCAGAUUCAUCCUCGGAUAGCUCAGAAUCAGAGGAGGACAAGAGGUCGAAAACAGAAAGAACAAGUAAAAAGAAGAAGGACAAGAAGAAGGCAAAGAAGAAAAAGAAGAAGAAUGCCAAGAAGGAUAGGCGUGAAGAAGAUAAACUUAAAAAGGCCUUGGAAAUGGAGGAAAGAAAACAGAAACACGCGGAGUACCUGCUGUCUGUAGAUGAGAGGAAGCGGCCAUACAACAGUAUGACUGAAGUUAAAGAACCCACACAAGAGGAAAUGGAGGCUUAUAUGAUGAAGCGGCGAAGAGAAGAAGACCCCAUGAGCCAGUUUAUGUAAUUGAUGUACUAAAUGAUUAAUGUGACUUGGCUUUAUUUAUAAUACAAAUAAAUAUAAUAUCAAUGUGA
Melitaea cinxia (Glanville fritillary) is the source of this 1997-nucleotide messenger RNA. It is a transcript of the gene Slu7, whose product is annotated as pre-mRNA-splicing factor Slu7. Gene Ontology annotation, cellular component: spliceosomal complex. NCBI's taxonomy places the organism in Eukaryota, Metazoa, Arthropoda, Insecta, Lepidoptera, Nymphalidae. The record is from RefSeq and is a predicted model, not a curated record. Gene Ontology annotation, molecular function: pre-mRNA 3'-splice site binding. The coding region runs from base 217 to 1929 and encodes 570 amino acids. The transcript is spliced from 12 exons. Gene Ontology annotation, biological process: mRNA splicing, via spliceosome.